AUGAAGGCGGCGCAAUUACUUGAGUUUCAGAUGCAAGCUUUGGUUUAUAGAUACAUAGAAGCUGGUAUUCGCGUGCCUCAUCAUCUUGUGGUGCCUAUUUGGAACAGCCUUGCUCUCUCUUCUUCUUCCUCCAAUUACCUUAUCCACCAACACCACCAUCACUCUUCUUCUCUGAUGAGUGAUAAGGUGGAAACUGAACCCACAAGGUGCAGGAGAACAGAUGGGAAGAAAUGGCGUUGUAGCAACACGGUCCUUCUGUCUGAGAAGUACUGUGAACGGCACAUGCAUAGAGGCCGUAAACGUUCAAGAAAGCUUGUGGAAUCUUCUUCUCCUUAUGAUGUUGCUUCGUCCUCUGCUACAACCAAACACGACAACACUUGCGGGUUGGACAGUAGUAAUGAGAGUCAGAGUGUUUUUCAUGGGACAGUGCCGGUUUCUAGUAAUGCUCAGGAAGUUACCAUUGCUUCAUUGCCUAGUAGUGCCAGUGCCUGUGAUAAGGUCACUCGUCCAUCUUUAGUGAUCGCUGAGUCCACCAACAAACGUGUGAGUCAUGGCGUUGAGAGCAGAAGGGCCAUGGAGAUGAGUUAUGAUGACUUCAUCAAACAAAGAGAUUCGAAUAUUUGUGUUAGAGGAAUCCCCGUUCAAGGUGAUAAGAGGUUACCUUGUGUUCAAAAGUUCUUUCCCGAGGCAUCUGAUAUUUCCUUAGAAGCUGCAAAAUUCCCAAGCAACAGGAAGAAUGAUAUAAUUGCAAGAAGCAGAGAAUGGAAGAAUAUGAAUUUUAAUGGUGGCUUGUUUCCUGGUAUCCACUUUUCUCCAGACACGGUUCUUCAAGAUCGUGGUGGGUUUCCUAUACACAGAGUUGAAAGAGACAAUGAACCAGGAAGGUGCCGAAGAACGGAUGGGAAGAAGUGGAGAUGCAGCAAAGAUGCUUUGUCUGGUCAGAAGUACUGCGAUAAGCACAUGCAUAGAGGCAUCAAGAAGAAGCAUCCUGUUGAUACUACUAAUUCACAUGAGAAUGCCGGUUUAAGCCCGUUAACAAUGAGAACAGCUGCUAGAUCUGUGUCAUGCAAAGAUGGAGAUGACAAGAAGCUCACUGUUCCAGUCCUGGGAAUUCCAAUGUCACGAGUUUCUGAUGAGAAGAGCACUAAAAGUUGCAGUACUGACACCACCAUUACUGAUACAGCUUUAAGGGGUGAAGAAGACAAUGAGGAGGUCUUGUCAUUAUGCUCUUCAGGUGUUUAA
Molecule: messenger RNA, 1242 nt
Organism: Thlaspi arvense
Lineage: Eukaryota; Viridiplantae; Streptophyta; Magnoliopsida; Brassicales; Brassicaceae
Source: the annotation of a GenBank genome assembly